AUGACCUCGAUGGAUUUCCUAUUGCUCAUGCUUGCUCUCAUUCACAGUGCUCAAUCCAUAGUCGAGUUCGACAAUCAUAUACUAGGUAAUCCCGAAUCCGCCAUGAAUCGACGUCAUCCGAAUCCGUUUGCAGAUGAGCCGACAGUCUCGUGCCACAAUGGUUACAUGGCGCUGAAAGUGAACACGGAAAAGAGUGCACCAUCACAUGUGUUCGUCAAAGGUCACUUCCGAAAGGUACGAAUUGUGUGUGUGUAUGUGGUUUCUCCAAGGCGCGUAAUUACAAAAUGUCCUCUGGCGAAUAACAUCCUUCGGUCACCGAAAUGAGACUCGCUUUUUUUGCAGGACGGCUGCUCGUUUUCAAAUACCGCCAAUGCCACAUUCGAAUUCUCCAAAUGCGAUGUCGCCCGGCAAAGAGAAGUGAGUGAAAGGGAUCGGGCCGAUCUUCGGAGACUGUCUGUUCCAGGUGAAUCCGAAGGGAAUGGCCUACACAAUGACCGUCGUCGUCCAGCUUCAUCCGCUUUUCACCACGAAAGUCGACCGAGCCUACCGUCUUCGUUGCUUCUACAAAGAGGCGGAGAAGGCAGUGGGCGCAGAGGUUUCCGUUAGGUACGCUUUUAUGGCUCUAUAAUAAUAAUCGGUCGAGGCGGUAAACUCGUAAACUGUUUUACGAUUUGGGCCCUCUUUAGGAAGAAUUUAGCUCAAGGCCAAUAAUGAAUACUUUAGUGAUCCGACGCCCGUCGAAGUGAUCGACACGGCCGAGCAUCCGGUGUGCUCCUACACCAUCCACAAGGAUUCCCCAAACGGUCCGAUCGCCAAGUAUGCACAGCUCAUGGAUGUACUCUACCACGUGUGGGACUGUCCUAGUUCCAUAUAUCAGAUGGCCGUUUACGAGUGCACAGCUCGUGGCGGAGAACUCAACGAAAAGUUGGUCAUUGGAAAGAACGGAUGCUCAGAAGACGUCUACAUUAUGCCGAAUCUCAUUUACAACGAGAACAGGACGAAGGCCUUCGUGAACUCGGCGGCCUUCAACUUUCCAGAUCAGAACACUGUCCAGAUCAGUUGCAAGAUCCGAAUUUGCGCGGCGCUUAGUGACACCUGCAUUCAUGUGAGUUGGUCCGACAAAUCACCAGAAUAGUAACAGUUUUCAGCCGAAAUGUGACGCCCCCGCUUCUUCCAUUGACGAUUCAUCGGAACCGAUUGGAAGAGAGCUGGCCAGAGACGAACUGAUCACCACCCCGCUCCCAUCGUCGACGACGACUUCCGAAGCCCCGACGACCACAUCCACCACCACCACUACUUCUACAACAACAUCCACAACUACCACGUCCACAACCACGGAACUGCCGUCCACAACCGUCCACAGAGUGCUCGACCCGACCACAACAGUCACUCUCCCCACAGACUUCCCUACUCCUGACCCAGUUUUCUUGUUGCUCAAAGCUCCACGGAAGAACAAUAAUACGCUGAGUGCGGAUGAUGACGUGGAAGGAUCUGGACUCGAGCUCUCUAAAGAACCGCACGCGGAGGCACAGCACAUGACUUCAUCUGAAGAGCCCAAAACGACAAAGAGAGAAAUCAAGAGAAGAGAUGCGUUGGAUGUGGACGUUUCAUCGGAUAUCACGAUUCUGGAUGGAGGAUUCGGUAAGCUAACAUUUCUCAGAACGCAUUGCAAAUUGACUUUUCAGCCACAGACCUUCCGUCUCCGCAAGAGCAGUCCUCUGGGCUCUCACACGAAGUUUCCUCUUCCAAGGCCGUCUGCCUGCCCUACGUCGUUCUUUGGAUCAUUCUCGGAAUCAUCCUGUUCGCAGUCUCGCUCACCUUCGGAGCUCUGUGCUAUUCAAUGAAAAAGAGCCCUCGAUUUCAAGUUCUCCCCUAA
Molecule: messenger RNA, 1876 nt
Organism: Caenorhabditis sp. 36 PRJEB53466
Lineage: Eukaryota; Metazoa; Nematoda; Chromadorea; Rhabditida; Rhabditidae
Source: the annotation of a GenBank genome assembly